Molecule: messenger RNA, 2667 nt
Organism: Miscanthus lutarioriparius
Lineage: Eukaryota; Viridiplantae; Streptophyta; Magnoliopsida; Poales; Poaceae
Source: the annotation of a GenBank genome assembly
AUGGCCGAGGCGCCGCCACAACCACAUAUCUUCGAACAUGCGUCCAUGCUCUCAUUGCUCGCCACACCAUUCCAUAUACCCUCCUCCACAACAAACCUCCCGAGUACUCCCACUUAUGUGUCUUUGGGUCUAGGGACAUCCGACUUGUCUCACUGGCGUCCCCAAGUGCAUGAAGCCAGGUUCUCUAAAGACGGGGACGGCUCGUGCACUGUCGAAGAAGCUCCUAUGCCAUCCGGUAGCCUCUCUCGCUUGUCUGACAAAGAGGUCCCGCUCGUCCAGAAGAGCCACAGUGCCUGCAGCACACCAAACACCUCAUACACCGAGAACGACACAUCACGUGGACCUGGUCUGGGCCAUAGUUAUGCGAAUGUGCCUCCACCCAGAGGAGCUGAACCAAUUGUUACACUUGGUGGAAUCGACUUGAAUAGCUCCGGAAGUGUUGUCGUCAAAGAAGAAAGGAAACUUUUGACAGUGUUCUUUCCUGAUGGCCGUGAUGGACGAACUUUCACUCUGAAGGCAGAAACUGCAGAAGAUCUAAAUGAGUGGAGAAAUGCACUGGAGAGUGCUCUAGCACAGGCACCAAGCAUAGCAAAUACAAUGGGGCAAAAUCCAAUAUUCAGCACUGAUGUAGCAGCAGAACCUGCUGAAGCUCCAGCUGAACAGUCGGAGGACAGUUCUGUUAUUGGCAGACCUGCAGAAUUUGCACUAGUAGAUGCUGAUGGUAGUCCAUCAUUUCUGGAGAAGGCCCUGAAGUUCAUUGAAGAUCAUGGGGUCAAGGUAGAGGGCAUCCUGCGUCAGUCUGCUGAUGUUGAAGAAGUCAAACGCAGAAUUCGGGAUUAUGAAAAGGGGAAAAACGAGUUCUCCCCAGAAGAGGAUGCUCAUGUUAUUGGUGACUGUAUUAAGUAUGUUCUUCGAGAGAUGCCAUCAUCUCCAGUUCCUGCAUCAUGUUGCACUGCCCUGGUUAAAGCAUACCGAAGUGACAAGGCAAGAAGACUUGAUGAGAUAAAUAGGGUGAUAUAUGAAGUUUUCCCAGAACCAAAUCGACAAUUGUUGCAGAGGACUCUUAAGAUGAUGCAAAUUGUUGAGUCACACAAAGCUGUGAAUAGGAUGUCUCAAUCUGCUUUGGCAGCUUGCAUGGCACCACUCCUCCUUCGACCUCUUCUUCUUGGAGAAUGUGACAUAGACAAUGAAUUUAGUAUGGGAGGGGACAGUUCAUUCCAGCUACUUCAAGCUGCUGCGGCUGCGAAUCAUGCACAAGCUAUUGUUAUUAUUAUGAUGGAGGAAUUUGAUCAGAUAUUUGAUGACUUGGAAGAAGGUUCCUGUUCUUCAGAUGCUUAUACCGAGUCUGAGGAUGAUGAUGUUGAUAAGGAAUAUUCCACAGAUAAUGACAUCCAUGAUGACGAUGAUUCUUAUGAUUCUGGUGAAGAUGACAUUGAAGAAGACUUGGACUACUCUGAUGACAGUGAACAUGAGAUCAACGCUAAUGUCAAGGAUGGCAAGGUUAAAAACAAUAUCUCAGAAACUGCAGAAGGUGCACAGGCAGAGGAUACCUCUCAUAUGGAGAUCAAUACUCAAUCCAACCAGAAACAAGAAUCAUGUGGACCAAAUGGAUCCAAAGAUCGUAUACUAAGAUCAACUUCUCGUUCAUCAUCUUCCAGAGAAAAAUCUAUGGAGAAGGGCAAAAGAACCUUAUGGGGCCGUACUUCAGCAAGGAAAGACCUGUCAACAGAGGAGAUUGAAUGCUGCAGCGAUGAUGAGACCCUUAUUGAGAAACUUGAGAGCAGCAAAAUUGAUCUCCAAUCGAAAAUUGCAAAGGAGGUCAAAGAAAAUGCAAUCCUACAGUCAAGUCUAGAAAAGCGGAAAGAAGAACUACAUGAGCGCCGUUUAGCACUUGAAAAAGAAGUUGAAAGUUUGAGGGACCAGCUGCAGAAGGAGAGAAAUUUGAGAACAUCCUUGGAGUCCGGGGUGAUGAAUUUGCGAAGAGGGCAGGUGUCCUUGCCGUCAACAAUAGACAGCAAGACUAAGGCUGAUCUUGAGGAAGUUGCGACUGCUGAAUCUGAUAUUAUGAACUUGAAGCAAGAGGUUUCUGAUCUUCGUGGGCAGGUUAGCAGCCAGCUGCUGUGCUGUGAAUCAUGCAACAAACGGCUCGUAAAUACAGACAGGCUUGGCGGACCUGAAAGCUCAUCAGUGGAAGCGUCACCGACUGUUGGGGGUGAUUCUGCAUCUGACAUUGGUGAUAUUGAGCAGUCAAGGAAGCAAACCGCGCAGCAUUCGCCUUCUUCGACAGCCAAGCCAGGUCACGAGGCAGUCGGGAGCAUCAGCCAGAGGGCUCCUCAAAGAAGGCAAUCGAUUGCUAGGGAGGGCCAAGAUGGGUCGUCGUCAUCAUCCUCUAAUUCGAAGUGGAAUCUUGCGCAGAAACAGUAUUCAAAUAGCCCAUUGAUAAGAGGGCUUCAUGGAUCCAGCAGACUAGAGGAUUUCGGUGGAAGCAUACCACCAGCAGCGUCAACGGCAUUAGUAAAGCUGACAAACCGGCUCAACUUCCUGAAAGAACGGAGGGCGCUGCUGGCAAGCGAGAUGCAGAGCUUGGAUUUGGGUCGGCCCCCAGCUGCUGCUGCUCCGUCAGUCAAAUCCCCAAUACCAAAAGGCCAUGAAAGGAAGAAGAGUUGA